Molecule: messenger RNA, 4313 nt
Organism: Myxocyprinus asiaticus (Chinese sucker)
Lineage: Eukaryota; Metazoa; Chordata; Actinopteri; Cypriniformes; Catostomidae
Gene: nmnat3
Product: nicotinamide nucleotide adenylyltransferase 3
Exons: 5
Biological process (GO): NAD+ biosynthetic process
Cellular component (GO): mitochondrion
Molecular function (GO): nicotinate-nucleotide adenylyltransferase activity; nicotinamide-nucleotide adenylyltransferase activity
Source: RefSeq, a predicted model, not a curated record
GCGGAACACAUAUAGUGUAACACAAUGCUAGCGAUGUAGCAUUUACAUAAACUUGGAGGAGAUAUUUGACUUUGGAUAAGUUUUGUCCAGAAGACUAUGGUGUGAUGCACUGAAAUGGCUGGUCGUAUUCCUCUGGUUUUGCUGGCCUGUGGCUCUUUCAACCCCAUUACCCAUCAGCACAUGAGGCUGUUUGAGCUGGCCAGGGACCACAUGCACCAGACGGGUCUGUAUCGUGUUGUGGGUGGCAUUGUGUCUCCUGUCAGUGAUGGUUAUGGUAAACAGGGUCUUGUUGCGUCAAAACACCAGCUCGCUAUGGCAAGACUGGCCCUGCAGAGCUCUGACUGGGUUACUGACUGGGAGAGCUAGCAAUAUGACUGGACAGAAACUGUGGUGACCAUGAGGUACCACUACAGCCGAAUAGCCGCUCAAUACGUAAUAGGAUUGGUUUUCCCUACAGGUGGUCCCCAGCUGAAGCUGCUUUGUGGAGCUGAUUUCAUGGACACAUUUAAGGUGCCUGAGCUCUGGAGGGAGGAUCAUAUAGAAGAAGUGGUGGGCCGCUUCGGACUAGUCUGUGUGAGCCGCGGUAGCCUGCAGCCUGACCGGGCGAUACAUGAGUCUGACAUGCUGUCCAGGCACAGACAGAACAUUUUCCUAGUUCGGGAAUGGGUCCAUAAUGAGAUCAGUGCUACAGAGGUCCGACGAGCCUUACGACGGGGCCACAGUGUUAAAUACCUCUUACCAGACUUGGUUAUUGAUUACAUAAGUGAGCACAACCUGUACACGCAGGACUGCGAGAUGAAGAACAAAGACUUGAAACUACGACCGCUUACCAAGCAAACAAUACAAGACUGACACAUAGGGACUUUUACUUUACGCCACACUUAACGGAUGAAUGUCUUUGAAUUUUAGUAUGUUACAAAAUAUCAAACCGAGUGGCAUUUAUUUAAGAAAAUAUACACUAUAGUACAAACUUCAAAAUUAAGACAAAACAUAUUUGGACACUUGUUGUCAAAUGUUAGUAGAACAUGUCCAAACUACACUGGUGUUUACUCUACUAGGACCCUUGUGUAAACUUGAAAGGAACUGAAUUCAAUCAUCUGCUAAAAAUGACCUCAGAAAAGUGAAGUUCUGAAAAAAGGUCUAGCUUCAUUUGUUUGCUGAUGGCACUUAGUUUAAUAUUUGUUAGAUACUGCAAAGACAUUCUUACAUUUUGAAGUGUCCAAAAGUGUUUUUAUUUUUUGUUUGUUUUUUGAGCCACUGUAUAUUUCAAAGAUUUAAAUUUCCUCACUCCCUCUUCCUUUUUUAAGACAUGAAAGCAGGAAGCUCUAGAGACAUUGCAUAUUUUGAGAGAGUUUUAUCCAUAACCAACGUUACCUGUCCGCCACGGUGAAGUGUGUGGAGAGGGAUUUAAGAAUUUAUCCUAUCUCUGCAGGAGUUAGAUUUGCCAGAUCACUACAGAGCUGUAUGUAUAUGUUCUGCAGGUCUGGGAUUUGUUGACUUUUGCUGAAUGUCACAAGGAAGAUAAAUAACAGUGCUUUUACACUUUGGAGAGCAAACAUCCCUUCUUGAAUUUCCAUUUGCACAGUAGGCGUCAGUCAUGUUGUCAGAUCUUACAAGAUGUUUCAUCAAGCAUUGUCGAAAGAUAAAAGUUUCUGACGAAAUAAAAUGAAAGAAUGCAGUUUGGGAUGUUUGAGGUGAUGUCUAAUUCUGAAACUAAUAAUCUAAAUCUAAAAGUCUUCUUCAUUGUGUUGCUAACUGCAAAGUUUUGGCUCAAACAUGCUAGUUUCACUAAGUGUUUUUGAAAUGUUGGAGAACAAGCGUUUGCCUACAGCCUUUGUGUGUGGAGUUUGUGUGGGUUUAAAAGAAUGCCUUUAUCCACUCUCUCAAUAAAGAAGCUUGAGAAAUGGGCUGAUUGAGAUUAAUUCAACACAGUCUCUCUUUUCUAGAUGGCCACUGCAUUGCACAGAAUGGCCACGUGUGCCAACACAAAGCAAAAGACACUUUAACUGACAGUUGAAAGGUGUAACAAGUCAAUUAGACCAUAUAUCAAUAGCAAUACUUACUUUCCAGAAAACGUCUUUUAUUUGAAGAACAAAUAGUUCAACAGCACUAAAAUGCAUUUGAAAGGUGGCAUCCAGUUGUUUUUGCUGUUUUGCUUUUCACCUGAAAUUCUUUAAUUAAGGUGUCUUUGAUCAUGUGAACUAAUUGUUUUCACUAACCCUAGUUUAGUAAUUCAGCUCAACCGUGCCAAGAACUCCUUGUGAUCCCAGCCAACCCGUCUGUUGAUCACAACCUCACUAUUCAUCUUGGUUUAACUACACUAAAGCCAAACAGGACAGCCUGGAACUUGGGAGUGGUGGUUGAUGACCAGCUUAACUUCACCACCCACAUCUCAUCAACCGCCCAGUCUUGCAGGUUUGCGCAGUACAACAUCAAAAUCCGAAAUUUCCUGUCUGAAUGUGCUGUGUAGCUGCUGGUCCAAGCUCUGGUCAUUUCAAGAUUGGUCUACUGUAAUGCGCUGUUGGCCGGCCUCCCAGCUAGCAUGAUUAAGCCGCUGCAGAUGGUCCAGAACACAGUAGCAUGUCUAGUCUUCAGUCAAUCAAAGAGGGCUAACAUCACCCCCCUCUUGUUUUAACUCCACUGGUUCCUGUAGAUGCCUGCAUCAAGGCUUUGACAACAGUGGAACAACACCCUCUUACUUCAAGGGUGGUCAAGAGUUUGACAUAAUUGUAUGAUGUAAUCGUAUCCAAGUUUGUGAUGAUGGAUUCAAACUCUGGAGGCGGAGAUGCAGCUUCUACAAAAGUAUCUAAGAGAAGAAAAAAUAAACCCAAAGGCAAUCAGAUUAUGAUGACCCUAUUAAAAUUAGGGUUUCUUUUAAAUGAAAGCAUUCGUUCGUGGGAGAACAGAUAUAUCAAGUCUUCUUUACUUAAGCCCAUCAGUGGAAUCCAUUAAUGCACCUCACAAUGCUGGCUGAUUAUAACGGCUAUUGGAAAUGAUCUGCAAUGACAACUUUGAAAAGUAUCCCAAAGCUCUCUGUGAGUUUUUAGACAGCUCAGUAAAAGCAAUGAUAUGUUCUUAAUUAGAGAUUAAAAUGUGUGGAAGUUAGUUUAGCAAGACGUUAGUUUAGCAAGAUGUUAAAAAGGCCGAUAGUCUCAGGUCUAGUUAUGUAAAUUUAUAUUCUACUUUUUAUGAAGGCCUGCUCUAUCCUUUAAAAAAUAUACUACAUCAUGGUAACCAUAGUUUAUUGUUAUUACAAUACGACUAAUAACCUCCUGAGACCCCCGCGUGACUUCUGUGUGCAUCUUCCAUUUCAUUUUUUGGUCUGUAAAUAGUAGCACCUAAUAAACAAACAAAAAUAAAUAAAUAAUCUAGAGUAAUUUGUUUUCCUAAAAAUGUAUGUCCUCAUGUGGAGAGCGGGACUAAGUCGUGAAAUUUUAAGAAAUACCAAGCUAUAGAAAGUGAAUAUAAAAGUUAAAUUAGAUAUAAGAUAUGAACUAUACACUUGCGGUUCAUUUGAUUGUUUUUAACCAUUGCCAUUUGUACGUCAUGGUAUUGAAAAGGUCAUGGUACCACUUAAAGGUGGUGACUCAGACCUUUUGUUACAAAGCUGUGAGGUCUUUUGGAUAUAUACUCUCCAAACGUUAGCCACAAUGGGUCUUAAUGAUGAACUUCCUUUUUAUUGUUAUGCUGUGAUGAUGAAAUUAAUGUUUUGGAAACAAAUGUAUUUGCACAUUUAUGAUAAAUUUCUAUGUUUUUUUUUUUCAUCAAAUAGUUUAUUAUGUGUCCAGGAGUGUUGGUUAUUCAUGUUUUUGAGACGUUAUAGACAUUACAACUGAUUAAAAGUAAUGGCCAGCAUCAUCAAAUCACUGCCAAUCAUGUUAAAAAUUGUAAUAAUACAGUUCUGAAUGUAUGUACUAAUUAUCAUUGUCCCGUGUCUGCCAAACAUGUUGAGUGGUCCAAACAUCAUCUGCAGCCUGAAACUGAACUUUUGGUCGGAUUUUAGGAGUGAAUGCACUUAGCUGCAUAGGAAAGAGAUAGGAUGCACCCUUGCUCCCUGUUUAGUGAAUAAUUUAACUUCCAGUGUGCUGUCUGUCUGCACUGGUCUCAGAACAGUUUGAAAUGUACCUUCUUUUCAUUCCAAAUCCAUAUAAAUCCUCUGAAAGCAGCAUUUUUCAGCUUUUGGAUGAAUAAAUUUAUUCUCAAUGUGAAAAUGCACAGUAAUGUAUUGGAAUGCAUUUACUAAUGUUAGUGAAUAGCACCUUAUUGUACAGUGUUAACAAACAAAAAUAUAACACAAUUUAGAUUAAAAUGAA